AUGUCUGCUCAGUCGACAACGUUGACAGUCGGCCAGGAGAUUCCGCUCCAGGAAUUGACCUCGAAAGAAGGCAGCCUUUUAAAUACCGAGGGACAUGUUUUAGGAUCGGGCACAGAUGCGACGGGAGGUCUUCCGGCUCCGACGACAACAGCCGAAGUUGUGCAGAGAUGGAAUCACCCGAGGUCAAAUCUCUUCAGAGUCCUGUCCUGCUUCUUCAGUCUCCUCGUCUCCGGUGCGAAUGAUGCCGCCUACGGUGCUUUGAUUCCCUACCUCGAAACCUACUACGGCCUCUCCUACGUCGUCGUCUCCCUCGUCUUCCUCUCCCCCUUCGUCGGCUACGUCCUCUCGGCCGCCCUCAACAACUACGUCCACCUGAAGCUCGGCCAGCGCGGCAUCGCCGUCAUCGCCUCCACGUGCCACAUCGUCGCCUACAUCAUCAUCUCCCAGCACCCGCCCUACCCGGCGCUGGUGGCCGCCUUCGUCGUCGCCGGCUUCGGUAACGGCCUGAGCGACGCCGGGUGGAACGCGUACAUUGGCAACAUGGCGAGGGCGAACGAGGUUCUUGGCUUCUUGCACGCGUUUUAUGGCGUCGGCGGCGUGAUUGCCCCGUUGAUUGCCACGACUAUGAUUAACAAGGCGAACUUGGGUUGGUGGAACUUUUACUACUUCAUGCUCGGUCUAGCCUCCAUCGAGCUCAUAUGGUGCACGGCAGCCUUCUGGACGCAAACCGGCGCAGUCUACCGCGAGCUGGUAAGCCACUCCCGCAGCGACAACGCCGGAGGCGGCGGCGGCCUCCGCACCGCCCUCCUCAAACGGCCCUACGCCCGUGUCACCUGGCUCUGCGCACUCUUCCUCCUCGCCUACGUCGGCACCGAAGUUUCCCUCGGCGGCUGGAUCGUGCAGUUUAUGAUCCAGGUCCGCAAAGCGAACAACUUUGACUCGGGCAUGACCUCGGUCGGCUUCUGGCUGGGCAUCACCCUCGGCCGCGCGGUCCUCGGAUUCGUCACCCCCAAGCUGGGCGUUAAGCUCGCCGUGUCGGUCUACAUCCCCAUCGCCAUGGCGCUCGAGUUGGUCUUCUGGCUUGUGCCGCACUUUUACGUUUCUGCCGUGGCUGUCGCGCUUCAGGGGUUCUUCUUGGGUCCGUUUUUCCCGGCGGUUGUGGUCGCGGCGACGAAGCUGCUGCCGAGGCACCUGCAUGUGAGCACCAUUGGUUUUGCGGCGGCGUUUGGCGGCAGCGGGGCGGCGAUUCUGCCGUUUGCUGUCGGCGCGCUGGCGCAGGCUAAGGGUGUGCAGGUUUUGCAGCCGAUCAUCCUUGCCUUCUUGGGGGUCAUGCUCGUGUUGUGGCUGUGUCUGCCGAGGAUUGGACAUAAGCAGGAGUAA
Molecule: messenger RNA, 1380 nt
Organism: Colletotrichum acutatum
Lineage: Eukaryota; Fungi; Ascomycota; Sordariomycetes; Glomerellales; Glomerellaceae
Product: major facilitator superfamily domain-containing protein
Exons: 4
Coding region: 1-1380 (459 amino acids)
Biological process (GO): transmembrane transport
Cellular component (GO): membrane
Molecular function (GO): transmembrane transporter activity
Source: RefSeq, a predicted model, not a curated record